AUGGUCGCACUUCACAACGAGCGAAGGGAGGUUUUGAUAAGCUGCAAACCUUUACGCCAAAGUGACUGCAUAGGUGACCACCCUACUGCUGCGGAUAAGAGUGGCAAUACAUUGGUAUUAUGUCCCGAGUUUUGGGGGCCACGGCCAGCUGGCUCCACAGACGGAUCUGACUUUCGAGCUGUAGCUUUGUUAAAGGGGAUUCUGCAGCUUUCAUUCGGAAGCGGUUGGAUGCAGAUCUCGCUCGCGAACAAGCCGAAUACGAUGAACUAUGCCGAAAAGUCAAAGGUCGCAUCGCAAGUUAGCGCCAACAUGUUGGAGCUCCAUGUUCCCACCCGCUUCUCAGACGCGGUACCUGCAGUCUCGUAUACGCACGCAAAGCACCCGGGCUUGAAGCACGAAAUCGACGACAUGGGCGGCCUGCACGAGGAUCCACUGGCUGUCGUGGAGGCGGAUGAUGGCCCAGACGAGGAGCCUUUUGUCCUUGAACAGAAGCGGUUCCAGGGCUUCAGCCUCUUCAUGUUCUCCAUUAGAGCCCUGGGGGCCUGGAUCUUCUCGCCCAAGAUCCUCCACAAGGGCAUCUUCAUAACCAGCCGCCCUCUUCGCCCAGUGGUCCUCAUGUCGGCGGUCGACAUUCGAUCGAGGCUCCAGAGGCUGUUCAAGCCCCGGACCGUCUACGCACAGAACAUCCUGGCUUUCAACUUUACGUCGGUGCCUAUGGCCGACGUGUUGAUGGGCCCCCUGAGCCGCUUCGCACGCCAUAUCCGGGAGAGCCUGAUGCUCCAGACCUCGGAGACGCAGAUGUACGCGGGAGUCCAACGCAAUCUGCGGUCCAUCGCGACGAGCGGCAGAGUGCCCCUCUAUGCGGAUUCGGACAGCGUCAUGGUGGUCAUGUCCAACCUCACAAAGCUGAGUUGGCAUGAUGUGUUCAACUUUAAGCCCGCCGUCGUUAAGACGGGAUCCAGCGGUGAGAAGGAUACCACGGGAUUGCCCGUGUGGCAGGUUGCUUGCUCCGAGUCGAAAGACAGCUAUGCCACCUCUCUCAUGCUGAACUGA
This is a messenger RNA of Pyricularia pennisetigena, 1053 nucleotides long. RefSeq lists its product as uncharacterized. The coding region runs from base 1 to 1053 and encodes 350 amino acids. The transcript is spliced from 4 exons. The record is from RefSeq and is a predicted model, not a curated record. NCBI's taxonomy places the organism in Eukaryota, Fungi, Ascomycota, Sordariomycetes, Magnaporthales, Pyriculariaceae.